Molecule: messenger RNA, 3904 nt
Organism: Thamnophis sirtalis
Lineage: Eukaryota; Metazoa; Chordata; Lepidosauria; Squamata; Natricidae
Source: RefSeq, a predicted model, not a curated record
AUAUCGUGGACGGGAAUCUGAAAUGCAUCAUGAGGUUGGUCCUUGCGCUGGCCGCUCACUUUAAGCCCGGAUCCGGCAAAAUCGCUUCGGCAAAACCCGUGGAGGAGAUCCAGGGGGGAAGCGGAAUCUUGCUGGCCCAUCCCAGGCCUCGCUCGGCCGUGGCCGUGGCCCAGGAGGCGGUCGCUGCCCUGGCAGAGGUUCGCCAAGAUGUCUCGGGAGUGGGCCGCGGUGCCUUCCAGCCCCACCCCAGAAACAGCCACCCGCACGGAGGGACUGAGCGGCCGCACUGGAGCGUCCGGGCACUCGUCCAGCAGUACGAAGGCCAGCAGAGCAGUGGCCCUUCAGAGUCCUCUUUCUCCAGCCUCACCUCUCCUAGCCCUAUCAACAGCGCCAAGAGUGAAUCGGGCAGCACCCGCUCCGAGGAGAAAGGAGGCUUUGACUUUGGCCACGAAGAAGAAGAUGGAGAAGAAAAAGCAGGAACAAGGACAGAACCCUGGAGCCAGGCUUUCCCGGAGUUCGACCACAGAUACGUUGUUUCCCACGUGGAAGAAAAUGGUGGUCGGCUGCCCGUUGAGUGGUCUCCAAAGUGUCCUGCCCCGAGUCUGGAGACUUCGUGGGAGGAGCAUCUCCUGGAACAGCAGGAUCACUUGGAGAAAGAAAUGGAAGAAGCCAAAAGGAUGAUCUCUGGAUUGCAGGCGCUGCUGCUGAACGGAUCCCUCCCCGAGGACGAGCAGGAACGGUCGCUGGUCCUCUGUGAGCAGGAAGCCUGUCCGGAAGAGCAGCUGGUCAUCAUCCGGAGCCGCCUGGAUCAAAGUCUAGAGGAGAACCAGGAGUUGAAGGUGAGACGCAGCACCUGGCGAUACUUCUUCAGCUCUGACUGGACGGUGGGGAAGGAUUUCAAAGGACAACUGCCUCAUUCCCACAGCACACCAGCGGUCAGCAACAGCCCUUGUACCAAAGUGCUGUACUUUACCGAUCGCUCCCUCACCCCCUUCAUGGUCAGCAUUCCAAAGAGAUUAGGGGAGGUGACGCUAAGGGACUUCAAAUCGGCCAUUGACCGAGAUGGGACGCACCGGUACCACUUCAAAGCUCUGGAUCCAGAGUUUGGGACGGUCAAAGAGGAGGUUUUCCAUGACGAUGAUGUUAUUCCUGGAUGGGAGGGAAAGAUUGUGGCUUGGGUGGAAGAGGACCACGGCGAGAACUAAAACCUUCUCUUUCGGCUGCUGGAUGUGCCAGAUACUCACCAAAAAGACCAAACUCCCAAACCCUCACAACAAGUGUUGAUAACGUGUGAUUUAAACUGCCAAAAGAAAGGAACUUCGAUGAACUUUGGCUUCAAGGGAAGGACGUCCCUUCCAGCCAUUCCAACCCCACUGCCUCUCUACUCGGUCAGGGAUGGCCCCAACAGGCGUGGCUUCCUGCUGCUUUUGAUCAUCUGGAGAACUUCAGUCAACGGUGGACAGUAUUACGAGGAGAUUUGCACGUUUGCGAUGGCCAAAUCUAGGAACUCUUUUCCAGCGCCGUUGUAGCUCUUGCCAGCCAAUUUUCCCCCAAACACCUCUGUGGCCAGGCCACACCAGGCACCAGCAAGAUCUCCUCCGGCGAUCCAGUGGUUUGUGGAUUGGAUCAAAGAAGAUCCAAUCAAUAGCAUUGUGUUGGAAGGGGCCAGGAUUCUUACGUUUUGCUUUUAUUGUUUUGCAUUCUGGUCUCGAAACGGUCCUUACUUUAUUUCAGAGUCUUGUUACCUGUUGCCCAGGUUGGUGGCAAAGUCUCCUGGAAAAAGACCCCAGGCUCCCCUUCUCUGCUUUUCCAGGGUUGUGUUGGCACCACACAAUCUCCUCUGUCCUACUUUCCUCCCCCCCUCUGGAUGCUCUUUAAUUAAUUCAUCACCAGCAGCAGCAGAGGGGAAGGCUGACCUCCCUGGUUUCACCCAGAGCUUGGUCUCAAUUUGAGAUUGAUUUUUUCCCCCCAAUUAAUGGCUAAUUCCAGCCUGCCUUAUCAGCUGAGAUGGGUAGAUAAAAGUGGGGCGUGAGAUUAGGAUUUAUUUCAUUUAUAUGCCGCCCUUUUCCUCGAAGGGGACUCAGGGCGGCUCACAAUUCGGUCAGGGAAGGGGGUACAGACAGGGGAUAAAAAGACGAAUAAAAGACGAUAAAAAGAGAUAAACAAAAUGUGGCAGUUAAGAUUUCUGGACGGCCUGUGGGCAAAAAAAUCCAGGCCCUUUUCUGAAGCCUCUGCAUACAAUUCCAGAAAUUGUGGUCUUUUUUUUUUUCUUAUUGCCCCGCUGUCUCUUCUGCUGGCAGCAAAUAGAUCAUCUGCCUUGUUGGCCUCGAGCAGAAUUUAAUUCAGGACCCCCCAAUGCUCACCCACCCCCCUUUGCAAUGAUCUGCCAACGGUCUUGCUUUGGAAAUCAGCCCGCUGGUGAUCUUAGCUGUUCUGGAAGCUGUAAGAAACCAGGUUUCAAACACAAACAGGACAGACACAUAAACUUUAUGGACAAGUGAGUUUGUGCAGAGGUUGGAGAUAAACACUCCCAACAGAGUGAAUUAUUCGUCCUUAGCUUCAUAGGGAAAGCAAACUCUGGAACGGCGUUUUGAGCAUUUAGAGGGGGAAUAUUUCGAUACGCAAAAGGGUUUGUGCACUAUUCUGCCCAAGCAGAAUCAGGUUCUUAAGAGCCACUCAGGAGACCCACGCCACCAGAGGUGAAGAGUCAGGGGUCAGGGGUGCUACCCCUGCAGAAGUCUGUGAGAACAGGGUAGUUUUUCCUUCUAACAUUCCCCUCCUGUUUCGGGCUCCGAAAUGCUGAAUUAGAGGAGUGGGAAGUACGUAUCCCCUUUGUGCAUCUCGUGCCACCCAACAUCCUGGCCCUGCUUGAAUGAAAAAUGGGGCCCAGUGAAAGCCAGCAUUCGCCGUUCCAUCUUUCCUAGAUCUGCAGCACCAGGCUUCCCAAGCCUCAGGACCCCCUAGCAUGAACCAGCCAUCGGAAGGAACGCCCGUCCUUGUGUCCGGCCGUCUUCCGUGUCCUCCUCGCGGGAGGCCGAAGAUUAAAAAAAAAAACGAAAUCGUGUCUUUUGGAUCGUUUUAUAAGAUUUCCACACGUCUGUUUGGGUAAAACUCGUUCCUGUUUCUCGGGAUUUCUUUGUAUUUGCUUCACAUCGUUGUUGAACAAGGACAGUGUGUUAUAUUUUUAUACCAGCGUCGAGUGCUGUAAUUUUCCCUGUAUAUUUCUGAAUAUUGUAUUUUAUCCGUAUUUCUAGGAAAUGCAGAAAAGGCUUUAUGACGGGCCUCUUGUUAAUGCCAACCCACCUGGUUUCCCAUAAUUAGCUUUAUUUUGCUAUGGAGGUAUACCUGAAGUCCAGAGUCUCUUACUUUUUGUUCGUUGCAGAUUUGUAUGUCGUUUGUCCUAUUGUGUCCUCUGUGUACAGACAGAACGGGGUCUUUUCAGAACCUGUGUUUGUAUCUGCAGUUGCACUUCAAGUGUAUCCUAUUCUACAGGAGCUUUAAAGUUGGCUUUUGAGACAACAGCGGAUGAGGGAAUGCCAUUCCUGGGGGGGAAAUACAUUUUUUUUUUUUGUGACUGGUUUGACUGUUGCAUGAAUUUAGUGGGUUGCAAAGCGAUUGCAUGGAAUUACGGUUACUUAAAAGAAGAGUUUUAUUUCAGCAAGAGAUGUGCUUUAAAGUUAAAAGUUGUACAUUUUAAAAAAAAGAACAUAAUUUUAUUUAAAUUUAAUUAAGACAUCUUUAUCACAAGGGCUUUUGCGGCCAGGCAUAGAGAAAAAAAAAUAGAGGUCAAAGAAGUGUGUAAAGAGUGUUUUAUGGCCGGUUUGGCGUCUUUUAUUUCCAUAAAAAUAAUCUCGCAUUUCUUAACUUUGUCCCUGAAAUAAUAUAAACAAGUGUUGCAUUACUG